AUGAAAGAAUUGCGCGAUUUGGAAUCGAAGUCUUGGGCGAAUCUAUGGAAUGCUAUUCGAUACCAUUUUGAGGCAUUGAUGACAGAGGAAGCUAAGGAAAAGGCUGAUUUGGAGUCGAACAUCAAGAACGCCGCGAAGAAGUUCGCGAAGGAGGAGAAACCAAGCAAAGGAGCGAAGAGAACAGCAGCAUUUGCGGCGGCGGCGGCGACGAGGGAGAAGAAACCGAAGGAGCCAAAGCCGCCUAAAGAACCUAAGAAACCGAAGGUUGAAGGCGAUGACAUUAAGAAAUUCCUCAAGCCCAAGCGUACAGAGAAGCAUGCUGAAGAGAUGACAAACGGAAAUGCUGCUGGUGAUGCUGGAAGUGACAUUGUGAUGCUAGACGACGAUAACGAAGCUUCGUCACCUGUGAAGUCCGAACCGGUCAAAAAGUCUGCUCCGAAGAAGAUUAAGAUUGUUGACAGUGACGAGAGUGUCAGCGACUCCCCCAGCGAAGAACAGGCAAGUCCCGUUAAGAAACCACCAGCGAAGAAGAAGAAUCUUGCUGCUGGUGAUAUUAGCGAUACUGAGACGACAUCGAAGAGAGCAAAAAGGUUAGCCACUUAUUCAUUAUUCUAUAUCGAACGACAACUUAUUAUUAUCAAGACGACUUCUGAUGACUAUGAUGUCUUUGAAAUUCCCGAUGACGAUGACGAAAAGCCAGCUGCAAAAAAGAAGGCUCCAGCAAAGAAGACGGCUGCACCACCUAAAAAGGAGAGAGCACCAGCAAAGGCAAAGAAAGAAAAUGGUACGACUGACUCUCCCAAGAUGACAGACUUCUUUGGGAAAAAGAGCAAAGCAAGAGAGGUGAAUGCUCAGGAGUCAGAUGAGGAAGUGGAAUAG
Molecule: messenger RNA, 879 nt
Organism: Ostertagia ostertagi
Lineage: Eukaryota; Metazoa; Nematoda; Chromadorea; Rhabditida; Trichostrongylidae
Source: the annotation of a GenBank genome assembly